GGAGAGUCAGAGGGUUUAUUUAACUCGUCGCUCUGUCCUCCCCCACUUUCCCAACGCGCCACCAACAGGGUUGCCUUCCUUCUGCGGCAGGAGCACGGCGUGGAAAUCGCCGGGACUAACUUGAUUCUUGAAUAACCUUCACAUUAUUACUUCUUAUUCUAAAUAAUGAGAGAUUAAUACAAAGCUUGAGCAGUUUUUUUAAGCAUUUAGUGCAUUUCACUAACUGCUUUUUUUUUCGUAAAUAAAUGCGUAUGUGUUUGUGACUGCAUUGGAAAAGUACCUCGACUUUGCUGCGUAAUUGGAGUAAAAGGAAUGGAGCGAAUUCCAAGCGCGCAACCACCUCCUCUGUCCAAACACCAGGCUGAUCUGUCAGACGUGCAAGGGAUGGAUUUCCCGAUGUAUGUUUAUAAACCCAGGCGAGGAAUGAAGAGAGGAGAAGAGAGCAAGGAAACCUACAAACUGCCUCACAGACUUAUUGAGAAGAAAAGGCGCGACCGGAUAAACGAGUGCAUCGCUCAGUUGAAAGAUUUAUUACCAGAGCACCUGAAACUCACGACUCUGGGCCAUCUCGAGAAGGCUGUGGUUUUAGAGCUUACACUCAAGCACGUGAAAGCCCUCACCUCUCUUCUGGAGCAACAGCAGCAGAAGAUCCUCGCUCUGCAGAACGGCAUGCAAAUUGAGCAGCCUCCUGUCAGCCAGGAGAAGUCAGAGGAGCUGUUCCGCUCUGGCUUCCACAUGUGUGCCAAGGAGAUGCUUCAGUAUCUCGGCAAUCACGAGACCGACGGAGGCUUCACGCCAUCCCACGUGAUCAAUCACCUCCACAAGGUAGCCGCAGAGGUGCUGCAGAGUCCGGUGCGACCCCGCACUCCUCUCAGCCCCCGAGCGGAGGAAGUCCCUACCUACCACCAGCACCAACCUCACAAAGAGAUGCCCACCAGCUUACCCCCUAAACCCAGCGAAGGCUAUGGGAGGAACUGUGUGCCCGUCAUCCAGCGGGCGUACGCUCCGCCAAGCAGCGAGCAGAGUGGCAGUGAUACAGAUACAGACAGCGGCUAUGGUGGAGAGCUGGAGAAGACGGAAUCUGGGGCACCACAGGGUCGCCAAGAUUACUACAGUCAGGAGAGCCAUCUGAAGCGAGCGCUGGGCGAGAGGCAGAGCUCCAGCAUCAAGCAGGAGGAUGACGAACCGCGGCACAAACGAGCCCGGGCGGAAUCUGAGGAUGAGGUGCUCUCAGGUGGAGAAUCAUCGGCGUCAUCGUCCUCCAGCGGCUAUGGCAGUUACAUGAGCGUCUCCCCCAACCAUCCACCUCCUCCACAUCCACUCUGCAUGCCUUUCUACCUCAUUCCACCCUCUGCUGCAGCCUACCUGCCAAUGCUGGAGAAAUGCUGGUACCCUGGGGCCGUGCCCAUGCUGUACCCCGGCAUGGGAGGCUCUGCAUCCUCCAUGCCCAGCGAAAGACCGCCUCCACCUCAGCUAGUGAUGUCUCCAAGGGGAGGCUCUCCAGCCCCAGCCAUAUCUCAGACCCCCAUGGACUCCCCCGCCCUCCUUCAGGCACUAAAACAGGUACCACCCCUCAACCUGGAAACCAAAGACUGAGAGAUCAGAGAACAGGGGUAAUCCUGUACCCCAAUGCAAAGACAGUAGUAGGAAUGAGACAUGACUGAGCCUUUCCCUAAUCCAUCCUCAUUCCCGUCCUCUGUUCUUCAGUCUGGAGGUCAAACAGCAAACUAGAGGACUUGUAGAAAUGAUCAAGAGGAGAUGGAGGAGAGAGCAACAUCCGUCCACGCUCGGAGGAUGAAAAGUUCUGGUUGAAUGUUAAAAUGCUCAGUGGUAUUACUCAGUGCAAAUGUAUCAUAUAAACUGGACCUGCCCUGCACACACACCCACACACACUUGGUUGAAUGUAAAGAAAGAUACUUUUUAGAUGCUGCUGUUGAAGUCUAAAAGCCGAUGACACUGAUGCAUCUCACUUGUAGCUGUUGCAGUAGAGACACGCCAUCUUUGUACUUUAGAAAGUGUUGCACCAAAUGUUAGCGGUAAUUUCACCCAAAGUUUGUCGCCUAUGUCCUUUACGUCACCAUUAUUAUCACUGAGAAUGCCCUUUUAACCAGACAUUGUGAUGCCUGGCACCAUAAGAUACAAGGGUUUCCUCAAGUGUGUACAGACAUGAGUUAGGGUACACCCAAUGCACGGAUGAAGGAAUGGGCCACCACAUAACCACACUGAAUGAGAAGUCUUGUUUUUCAUUGACAAACAGACAAUUAAGAUGGGUUUUCUGUAAUUACUGUUCAUAGACUUCUUGUACAUUUCUAUUUUUGAUACCUGUUCUCGCACUCUGUCCGUCCAGAGAGAUAGAAGUUGGGCAGAGUGUGGACAACUGUACGUUGCAUACUCAGAAACUGUGUACAUACUGUAGCACUGUGCUGGACCUGGUCUGCAUACUCAACAUCUGUUUCUGCUCAAGUCAAACCUGGUGUUUGUUCUUGCUGUUGCCUUUUACUUGUGAAAAGCUGAUAAAUCUCAGAUGUUUAUUCUCUGUACUGCGUAUGAAUACUGGAGUCAAAGGAGUGAGGAGGAGAGAAGUUGAAUGUAAAAGUUUUACCAGAAGACUAGUUUUCUAUAGAAAGAGGUACUUGAGAUUUUAUAUUUUGGGACCUACAUGAAAGAUGUUUGAUGUACAUAUUUUGUCUAUAAAUGUUGGUAUACAUUAUAUAAGUGUAUUAAUAAAGUAUUUUUUUUCCUGUGGAAAA
Centropristis striata (black sea bass) is the source of this 2750-nucleotide messenger RNA. RefSeq names its product class E basic helix-loop-helix protein 40-like. Gene Ontology annotation, molecular function: DNA-binding transcription factor activity, RNA polymerase II-specific; RNA polymerase II cis-regulatory region sequence-specific DNA binding; protein dimerization activity. The record is from RefSeq and is a predicted model, not a curated record. Gene Ontology annotation, cellular component: nucleus. The transcript is spliced from 5 exons. Gene Ontology annotation, biological process: regulation of neurogenesis; anterior/posterior pattern specification; regulation of transcription by RNA polymerase II. The coding region runs from base 313 to 1596 and encodes 427 amino acids. Lineage: Eukaryota; Metazoa; Chordata; Actinopteri; Perciformes; Serranidae.